AUGGUGGUGAAGAAAGAAGAUCCGGGUGCAUUCACUAUUUCUUGCACUAUCGGGGUCUACGAAUUCGGAAAAACAUUGUGUGAUCUUGGGGAAAUUAUUAAUUUUAUGCCAUUCACCAUGUUUCAAAAGUUAGGCUUGGGUGCACUUAAGCCUACCACUAUGAGGCUUCUAAUGGUUGAUCGUUCAAUCAAAAAGCCCGUCGGAGUGUUGUAUGAUGUUUUGGUGAAAGUCGACCGGUUUAUCUUUUCGUCCGACUUUGUGACUCUCGAUUGUGAGGUUGAUCAUGAGGCCCCAAUCUUUUUUGGUAGACCAUUCGUAGCUACCGAAAGGGCUAUAGUAGAUGUGGAAUAUGGGGAGAUAAAAUUUUGGGUAAACACUGAAGAAGUAUUCUUUAAUUUGUUGGAUGAUGAGGUAGCUAACACCAUUGAAAUAGAUCUUAUGAAUGACCGGGUGUAUUGUGGAACUUUAGAAGUGAGGCGGUUGACGAAUAUGAUGAGGUCGUAG
Capsicum annuum is the source of this 504-nucleotide messenger RNA. RefSeq lists its product as uncharacterized. NCBI's taxonomy places the organism in Eukaryota, Viridiplantae, Streptophyta, Magnoliopsida, Solanales, Solanaceae. The record is from RefSeq and is a predicted model, not a curated record. Bases 1 to 504 code for a protein of 167 amino acids. The transcript is spliced from 2 exons.